Messenger RNA from Elaeis guineensis (African oil palm), 5159 nucleotides. RefSeq lists its product as uncharacterized. The record is from RefSeq and is a predicted model, not a curated record. NCBI's taxonomy places the organism in Eukaryota, Viridiplantae, Streptophyta, Magnoliopsida, Arecales, Arecaceae. Gene Ontology annotation, molecular function: protein binding; mRNA binding.
UCAUCAAGAAAGGAGAGGAGAGGAUAAGAAGGCGCCAAAUAUCAUCUCUCCCACACUCACCAGCACUCGCCAAGAAAAAUCUCUCUCAGCCAAGAAGCACAAUGCUCCCCAUCCCUCCUCCACCGCCUUCCGCCGCCUCCCGCUUCCUCUCCCCACCCCCGGCCUUAUCUCUCUGCCGCGCCUCUCCGCCCCCCAUCACCGCCGCGUCCACCACCGCGGCCUCUGCCGCCCCCAGCCCCCUCACCUCCCUCGAAUUCCGCCGCUACGACUUCGCCCCCCUCCUCGAAUUUCUGUCCUCCUCCUCAGCCCCCACCGCUGACGCCGCCGCCCCCCCGGCCCAGCUGGACCCGGCGGAGCUCCGGCUGGCGGAGUCCUACCGCGCCGUCCCCGCCCACCUCUGGCAUGCGCUCCUCAAGUCCCUGGCCUCUUCCCCCGCCACCCUCCCCUCUGCCGCAGCCCUCGUACCCUGGUUGGAGCGCCACCGCCUCUGCUUCUCCUUCGAUCUCCUCUACUCUAUUCUCAUCCACGCCCUCGGCCGCUCCCGGCGCCUCCACCACGCCCUCCUCCUCUCCACUUCCGCACCCGGUCCCCCCUCCGCCCUCACCUUCAACGCGCUCAUCUCUGCCUCCGCCAUCAACGGCCGCCCCGGCCAGGCCCUCCACCUCCUUUCCCUCAUGCGCCGCCACGGCUUCCUCUCCGACCACCCCAACUACACCCUCGUCCUGCAGUCCCUCCUCCGCUCCCCCGACCCCCCGGAUCCCUCCCUCCUCCUCCGCCUCCUCUCCGACCUCUUAUCCCAGCGCCUUGAGCCCGAUGCACGCCUCAUCUCCGACUUCGUUGUCGCCUUCUCCCGCGCCGGCGAACCGGACCGUGCCUUCUCCCUCCUCGCUGCCGCCCAGGCCCAGGGACUCACUCCCAAGACCUCCGCCGUCGUCGCCCUCCUUUCCGCGCUCGGCGCCGCCGGCCGGGUCGCCGAAGCCGAGGCUCUCUUCCUUGAGUUCCACGCCGGCGCUGAGCUCCAGCCCCGUACCCGCGCCUACAACGCCCUCCUCAAGGGUUACGUCAAGAUCGGAGCUUUGAAGGACGCAGAGCUGGUGUUCGAGGAAAUGGAAAGAUGCAGCGUGUCCCCUGACGAAGGGACCUACAGCCUCCUCAUCGAUGCAUACACCAAUGCCGGCCGGUGGGAGAGCGCAAGGAUCUUGAUCAAGGAGAUGGAGAUGAACGGCGUCCAACCCAAUUCAUACGUGUUUAGCAGGAUCCUCGCAAGCUUCCGGGAUAAAGGGGAAUGGCAGAAGUCAUUUGCGGUCUUGAGGGAGAUGAGGAACAACGGAGUCCGACCUGACAGGCAUUUCUACAAUGUGAUGAUUGAUGCUUUUGGGAAGUAUAAUUGCCUUCAUCAUGCCAUGGAUGCUUUUGAGAGGAUGAGGUCCGAUGGGAUUGAGCCAGAUGCAAUCACCUGGAACACGCUUAUCAACUCACACUGCAAGGCAGGGAGGCAUGAUAAGGCAAUGGAUCUAUUUCAGGAGAUGCAGGAGAGUGGAUGCAUGCCAUGCACUACAACGUAUAAUAUCAUGAUCAAUUCAUUGGGUCAGCAGGAGAGGUGGGAAGAACUGAAGGAGAUGCUGGAGAGGGUGAAGGGGCAGGGAUUGUUGCCAAAUGUGGUGACCUACACUACACUUGUGGAUGUUUAUGGGAAGUCGGGUAGGUUUAAGGAUGCAAUUGAGUGCUUGGAGGCCAUGAAAGCUGGAGGGCUGAAGCCUUCUCCAACCAUGUAUCAUGCCUUGGUAAAUGCAUAUGCGCAGAGGGGCCUAUCAGAACAAGCUAUAAAUGCAUUCAGGGUCAUGAGAGCAGAUGGUAUAAAACCUAGUAUCAUAGUCCUUAACUCAUUGAUCAAUGCAUUUGGUGAGGAUCAAAGAGAUACUGAAGCCUUUUCUGUACUGCAGUUUAUGAAGGAAAAUGACCUGAAGCCAGAUGUUGUGACAUAUACAACACUCAUGAAAACUCUAAUCCGAGUUGAGAAGUUUGAGAAAGUUCCAGCUGUAUAUGAAGAAAUGAUUUUAUCUGGAUGCACACCUGAUAGGAAAGCUAGAGCGAUGCUGCGCUCAGCUCUGCGAUACAUGAAACAGACACAGGAUUCAUAGCACAGGCAGCACAUCGUCAUUCAGGGAGCAAAUCACAUGGAUUCAAGCUGCUGCUUCAAUUCCUAAAUACCCAUUAAAGGAAAUGCUGCCAUAUCUGCUAUUGUUUUUGGCCAGACUGGAAAUAUUCACUAUUAAUGGAAGCCUGAUGUUGGUCUUUGAAACAAUAAAUUGGUCAGACAUGAAUCAGAGGACAGUCAUAAUCAAAUCGGAUGAAAUGAAAUACUUCACCGCAAAGAUGUGCCAAAAGUUGCUCUUGACAAUGCCAGUGUUGGUGCAAGACUCCUUCCAUUUUGACAUAUUAUUGACAUCUCAUGUUACUUGUCCCAAGCAAAGGGUGGGGUGAAAAGCAUAUAGGAGAAACGCAAGAAGCAUAUAUUCUCAUAAGAAGAAUGCUCUUGAAGGUUAAGGCGUGCCUGAUUCUCUGAAGUCAACAGUUGGAGGUGAUUUUGAAAGAAGAUGACUGCUAGAUGAACCAGGGCCAUCCAUUUGUGUGAGAUGUCCUCAAGGAAGUCUUAGAUUUCCAGAGUCUUCUUUGAUGGAGGAUCUUAUGUGCCAAAGAGAAUAUAUGUUGAAGAUUUUUUGAUAUGACUAUAAGCAGUGGCGGAGUGUAAGAGGGACCGGGGGGACCACUGCCCUCGUAAAAAAUUUUAAAAUACUUAUUACCUAUAUAUUUAUAUAUAUGAUGGCCCCCCCCCCAAUAUUUUAAUCUUACAUACAUUACGAGUCCAUCAGUUUGAGAAGAGGCCAAUAUAAUUAAUUCAUAUAUUAAUUUUUUAUUGAAAAUAAUAAAUUUUUUAAAGAAAAAACGGUUGUUUAUCUAUUCUUUAACCCUUUAUUUAUUCUUCAACCUUUAAUGUGGAAGAGAUUAGUGAGAUUUUUACACAAUCAAAAUCAUUUUGCAGAUGGCAUAAGGUAAUAUUUUUUACUUAUCUUUGUUUAUACAUAAAAUUAAAUAUUUAUUGACAUUUUUAUAGUAUUUUUGGAUAUAUAUAUCUUUAUUUUAUUAUUUAUUAUAAAAUAUUUAUUUAAAAAUUAUUAAUAAAUUUUAUUUUGCCCUCUCAAUAUUUGAUGUCAGGCUCUGCCACUGACUAUAAGCUAAGAUUAACCAAAAUCAUAUUCGGCAAAAUUUGUUCUCUUGGUUUGAGGUCUCUAGGAAGCCUACGUAUGCGAACUAGUUAAAUAAAAUAUCUGACGGAGAUAUGGGAGGAAGGCCUUGACCCUAUAUUUUUCUUAUGCUCAUCUGCGGUUGAUCUUAGACUGGAUUGGACCAUAAGCAAAUCUUUUUAAGCAUCAAGGACCAUAGGUUAGGCCUAGACCUGGCGCGCUUAUUGAUUAGGGUUCAAUUUCAGAAAACAAAAAAGCUUAGAACAUUUUUUGUACCUGCCUUAGCAAGAUUGAGUUAUAACCAAAUCCAUGAUUUUGUACAGACCUUACCUGAUGGUAAGAAUUUGGAUUCACUUAAAUAUAUAGUCUGAUCUGAACUUUAGGUCUACUUCAGUAGAUCAACCUGACCUGGCCUGAUCUAUUGCCAGCCAACUGCCAAACUUCUGGCUUCAUAUCACCAAUCUUGUCUGACUUAAGUUUAGAAGACCCAGCCCACAUAAGGUUAACUACCAUGGGUUUGGAUUUCAGACCAAAACCCAAUGGAGAAGUCCUUUAUACGAUCUAAACUUCAGAUCCUCUGGUGCAGAUGGGAAAACAUGGACUGAAUAUAUCUGCAACCCGAAAACAAAUCAGCUAUAAUUAGAAUGAGCGAUCAUUUUCAUUCUUGUUAAACAUAUGUGUAGUUCUCUAAAUUAACCCUAAUGACUUCAGUUUGACAAGGGUCAGAGAUGUGAUUUGGAUAUUGGUCAUUCAUGUUAACUUGUCAUUCUCUAAAACUGAAAGUUCUUAUCUUGAUUAUUAUACAACUAGGCUUAGUCCAGAGCAAGACACACUAGAACUCAUCCGGUCAUCUAUUUGAUAUUUAAGCCCUCAAUGACAAAACUGGGCCGAAGGAAUCUUAGUCCUAAGACAUGCAUAAUCCAAGAGUGCAAAAGAUCCUAACAACCUAAACAGACAAUUAGCAUCCCAAUAUUUUUCAUCUGGCAGACUAAAUGCUAUUGUUUUUAAAGAGUUGUCUCAGUCGACAUGGCCUAAUAUAAUAGUUAAGAUGCCGGAAAUGCUGCUCACAUUAGGCACCCAGAGUUGUACCAUGAGAGCUGUACUUAUUUAUUUAUUUUUUCCUUGAAGGCAGGUGAAAUUCUGUAUAGAAUAUGGUAUUCUUCCAGAGCAGUUAUAACAAUCCUUUGGACUUUAGUGGAUUUUCUGUUCCAGAGCUAAUUCUGUCUAUUUCAUGGAUUAGUGAGAGAACAAAGGUCAAGCCUAUUUGUCUUGAACCGAUGAUGAAGUUCUCAUGAUAGUUCCUUUGUUUACUCAAAGCCAGAGACUUUUAAUUUACAUGACAGAAGGUUUGGGAAUUUGCCUCAAAUAGUUUUUUUUAGUGGGGGGUAGCUUGUCUGUGAUAAUAUACGGUGCAAAGGUGAACUUAAACAUCUUAAUCAGCGGCUUGCCUUCACCAGAAAAUUUACAUAUACAGAAAAUAAGGUUCGAAUGAAGCAUAUGAUGUGCUUCAAUAAGGUAUAAAAGGCUUUCAAAAGUCAAAUUAUUCAUUAAAUAAAACAUAUAGUGUCCUUCAUAUCUCUCCAACUUUUAUACCUGCAGAUUAUUUUCUAAGUGCAAGGACUUUUAUAGCUUUUGAUAUAUCUGAACAAUGAAACCUGAAUACUGGAUAAAAUAUAUAUUUUUUGGUUCCAAACCGUAUAAAAGAUUUGUUGAAAGGAAAGAGGGGGAAGAAAAAGUUUCUUAGCCUGACUUCCGCAACUGUGGUUUAUUCCUGAUAUUUGAGUUACAUUAAUGAACUCUGAUCAGAAGCAACAAAUAUGCUAUUAUUAUAUCCGUUCAAAUUGCUAUUAUUUAUGUUUUCGUCAAUUUAGAAUCUGGUCACUUAUAGUCUCUUUUCCAAUAUUGUACCAUCUG